Molecule: messenger RNA, 850 nt
Organism: Protopterus annectens (West African lungfish)
Lineage: Eukaryota; Metazoa; Chordata; Ceratodontiformes; Protopteridae
Product: lipocalin-like
Exons: 7
Coding region: 56-700 (214 amino acids)
Molecular function (GO): small molecule binding
Source: RefSeq, a predicted model, not a curated record
UUAAACACAACAACAUUGCCAGAAUAUUAGGAAGUGGUUGACAAGUGCAGAAAAGAUGAAGGUUAUACUAGCAUGUGCUGGAAUUCUCCUCCUUUGCACCACUGUUGCCUGCUCUAGGGUGCAAGCUAAAGAGAAUUUUAACAUCAAAAAGUUCAAAGGUUUAUGGUAUGGAAUUGCAAUGGGUAGUGAUUGCGAUUGGUUCAAGAACCAGAAAAAAAGUAACGAGAUGUGCGCUGCAAUCAUGAAACCUAAAGAUAAUGACGACUUGAAAGUUAUACGUACUACUUCAAAGGCUCUCAACUGCAAAACAGUUAAAAAUACUUUCAAGAAAACUGAGCAGCCAGGCGUGUUUCAUUUCCAUAGCACAUGUUGGGGCGGGGACAGUGAAAUCUACAUCACAGAUACAGACUAUGAAAGAUACGCUCUUAUCUACGUUAACAUGACGGAAAAACGAAUGAGCUGCACCUUCAUGAAGUUACUGGGAAGAAGUAAAACAGUUGAUCAAACUUACAAGGACAAAUUUGAGCAACUGGUUGAAAAGUCUGGGCUAGAUAAGAACAUCAUUGAAUACUUGAAUCCAGAUGAUAUGUGUCCACCACCUCCACCAGAGAAAGAAUUUGUAUUCUGUCAAGACUACAGCUGCAUUGUAAACCCACUGACAAACUUGUUUCAUUCAGUUGUGGAUUCCAUUACGUCAUAAAGUCGUUCACAGUGUCAAAGCUCUUCUACACUGCUCAUGAUUCAACAUCUUACACGUUUAACCUGCUCAAAUAUUAAAACAUGAUUCUGUUAUUUCUUGUUGUGUUACAUUAUGCAGCUCUAUAACCAAUAAAGGUUUUUGUUUCUUUUA